Messenger RNA from Lotus japonicus, 2709 nucleotides. RefSeq names its product protein NPG1-like. Bases 262 to 2349 code for a protein of 695 amino acids. NCBI's taxonomy places the organism in Eukaryota, Viridiplantae, Streptophyta, Magnoliopsida, Fabales, Fabaceae. Gene Ontology annotation, molecular function: protein binding. The transcript has 6 exons. The record is from RefSeq and is a predicted model, not a curated record.
ACAUUCAAAAUUUGUAACGUAACGGUGGACCUGACCACCUCACCUGUACCUAUUCCUCGUUCACCUUCUUCUCUCGCUGUCUUCGCAAUGCACUUGAAUAUUUUAAAUCUCUGACACAUCUGCGAGAUCGUCAAUCUCUAUUGAAACCACGUUCUAUUCAUUCUGGCCACAUCAAACAAGACAACAAAAUCGAAUCGAAGACCAAACACCCACAUUGUUUUCGUCAAGGCCUAACUAAGGUGAGAGUGGGGGAGAUGAUUGAUGGAGUCGAGUGGGAACGAGCGCGUGAGGACGAUACGGGAGGUGUGCGCGAAUGGGAGCUCCAUGGCGACAGCUGAAGUUGAAGCUAAACUCGAUGAAGGGAACAUUCAAGAAGCUGAAUCAGCAUUGCGAGAUGGCUUGUCUCUCAAUUUUGAGGAAGCAAGAGCUCUUCUCGGAAAAUUAGAGUAUCAGAGAGGUAAUGUCGAAGGUGCUCUUCGUGUGUUUGAUGGGAUUGAUCUUCAAGCAGCAAUACAGCGACUGCAACCUUCCCUUUCUGAAAAGCCAACCAUCAAGAGAGGUCCCACCCGUACUGAGUCACCUUCCUCGGUCUCACAGCAUGGUGCUAGUUUGGUGCUUGAAGCCAUCUACUUGAAAGCCAAGUCUCUACAGAAGCUUGGGAAGUUUACUGAAGCUGCUAACGAGUGCAAGCAUGUUGUUGAUGCUGUUGAGAAGAUAUUUUAUCAGGGUAUAUCUGAUACUCAAGUGGACAGUAAAUUGCAGGAGAUAGUCAGCCGUGCGGUAGAGCUCCUUCCCGAGCUUUGGAAACAGGCUGGUUGCCAUCCUGAGGCAAUUGCUGCUUACCGGCAUGCCCUUCUUAGUCAAUGGAACCUUGACAAUGAAUGUUUCGCGAGAAUUCAGAAAGAAUUUGCUGUAUUUUUGCUGUACAGUGGGGUGGAGGCAAGUCCACCUAGUUUAGCAGUUCAGACUGACGGGUCUUACGUACCUAAAAAUAACCUGGAAGAGGCAAUGCUUCUUCUUAUGAUUCUCUUAAGAAAGUUUAGCCUAGGUAAGAUAACUUGGGAUCCUUCAAUUAUGGACCACCUAACAUUUGCACUUUCAGUAUGUGACCAAACUACUACAUUAGCUAAGCAACUUGAAGAGUUGAUGCCUGGUGUAUAUCACCGUAUCGACCGUUGGAAUUCUUUAGCUCUUUGUCAUAGUGGAGCUGGACAAAACAAAAGUGCAUUGGAUUUGCUAAGGAAAUCAUUGCACAAGCAUGAACGACCAGAUGACCUGACAUCGUUAUUAUCAGCUGCCAGGAUUUGCAGUGAGGAUCCCCAUCUUGCUGCCGAGGGAGCAGGAUAUGCGCAGAGGGCAAUCGAUAAUGCCGAAGGCUUAGAUGAGCAUUUGAAAGGUGUCACUCUUCGGAUGCAGGGACUUUGCCUUGGCAAGCAAGCUAAGGUUGCUUCAUCUGACUUUGAGAGGUCUAUGCUUCAGUCAAAAUCUCUGCAAUCAUUGGAGGAUGCAGUUAGACUAGAGCCAAACAACUCUGAUCUAAUUUUUGAAUUGGCUAUUCAAUAUGCCGAGCACCGAAAUCUGACUGCUGCUUUACGCUAUGCCAAGCAGUACUUUGACAAAACUGGUGGCUCCAAGUUGGAGGGAUGGAGAUUACUUGCACUGGUUUUGUCUGCCCAAAAAAGAUUUUUGGAGGCUGAAGUGGUGACUGAUGCUGCUUUAGAUGAGACUUCAAAAUGGGAGCAAGGGCCACUGUUCAGGCUGAAAGCCAAGCUGAAGACCUCCCAGUUACGACCAAUGGAUGCUAUUGAUCUUUAUCGUCACCUUCUUGCAUUGGUCCAGGCCCAGAAGAAAUCAUUUGGGCAUCUUAGACCUAGUUCACAGGUUGAGAAUGAUAAAAUACAUGAAUUUGAUGUAUGGCAUGGUCUGGCAAAUUUAUAUGCAAGCCUUUCUCAUUGGAAAGAUGCUGAAAUCUGUUUGCAAAAGGCCAGAGAGUUAAAGGAAUACUCAGCAGAAACAGUACACACUGAAGGUGUUAUGUUUGACAGUCGUGGACAACUUGAAGAAGCUCUUGUGGCUGCUGUUAAUGCUGUCCUGCUUGAACCAAACUAUGUUCCAAGCAAGAUCUUGGUAGGAUCUUUGAUGCUGAAAUUGGGUUCUAAAGCUCUGCCUGUUGCUAGAAGCUUGCUUUCUGAUGCACUUAGAAUAGAACCCACUAACCGCAUGGCUUGGUAUUAUUUGGGGUUAACUCACAAGGCUGAUGGCCGAGUGGGCGAUGCUGCUGACUGCUUCCAGGCAGCUUACAUGCUUGAAGAAUCGGAGCCCAUUGAAGAUUUCAUCUGCACGCAUUGACUGGAUUCCAUCCCUAAAUAGUUAACUCUGCGGUCAGACUGUAAAAUUUUGUUGCUAGUUUUGAAAAUGCAUCCUAGUUGAUUUUCUUCAUUUUACAUUUUUUAUAUCUUGUCAUCAGAAACCAGGCUUUGAACCAAAAAUAGAAAUACAAAUAUUGAAUUAAAACAGUAAUUAGGAAAUAAGAAGAUAAGAAAAGGAUAUGAGUUAAUCUGGUGGUAGGAGGGAUGAACUGUAAAGAACAGGAUAUGAGUUAGUCUUUAAUGUGGUUUUCUCCUCAGCCUUGUAAAAUGUGUGAUGUUUUAUCAGGAAAUUUCAUUUUGAAAGAGAUUAAACUAUUAAGGUUCGUUUAUCUUCUCUUUA